GGAGCGGGGCUAAAAGUGGAUAGGGUCGUGACCUCUGAGGCCUCUCCACUUCCACACGAACAGGGACGGUUCGCUGGCAGCAUCCCAGCUGCUCAGCUGUGCAGAUACCAGGCUUAGGCCGGCACGCGUCGCGUUUUCAGUACCUGCGCUGCGAAAAGGUACGCGUACGUACCUUCACGUGCGUGCGCGGAUUCUCUAGGUAACCUCCGCAGUGGAAAGGCCGCGUCCCAGGGAGGUCUCCAGCUUUGGGGAGUGGCCUGGCGGCCCGAGCUUCAGGCUGCGGGCAAAGCAGUGGGCGUGUUUAGGAGUCUUUUUUCCUAAGACCUGUUCCAAAGGUGACCAAAGCCCCUGGCUCUCCCCAGGGGCCAUCUCUCCAAGACGUCUGCCCGUGGUCUAGGCCUGGCGGGAAGGCACAACUUUGAGGGAUGGCGCAGAAGAAGGCAGAGGUAUGGGCUGGAGACAGCACCGUGAAAGGCUCCAGGAUCACGGGAACUCCUGCGCAGGGCCCAGAACUCAGGAGUCUUGAAUAAACCCGUAGCCAACCAGCACUGUGUACGGGUUGUAAGCGACUCUGCCGUGCGCCUAGGAGACCUUCGGAUGCCGGGCGGGGAAAGCGUGGCCCUCAACCCUGAGUUCCCUCCCAGCAGCACGGAGUUCAAGUCUCAAAGCCAAGACGCACAGGGGCAUACUGGCUCCCUCCAGGGUCAGUGCAGUCUGACCCAGGCUGCCUGGGGCUCCCGAACCCUGGGAAGUCCUGUGGCUCCCUGCCCACAAACUGCCACCCCACCGUUGCUUGCCCUUUGUGCUAAUCCGCUCAGCAGUUUUGGAUUACGAACCAGAACGGAGUGUGAGAUGUUUAGAAAGUAGCACAGACCAGAGGCGGAGGAGGAAAUUUGAGGAACUGAAGGAGGGCGCGUGCCUGCCCCGAGUGACCUCGGAGCAACAGGAAUGAGUUGGCCUGGAGGCUGAAAAAAGAGUCUACGACCUUGUUCCUGGACCCCUUCCAGGAGCAGUUUCCUAGAGGCUGGUUUGCAUGAGCCCAUUAGCUCUGUGUGUGGGUUUGGUGUCCCCCGAGGGUUCCAGAGUGAGUUGGUAGGUCUCGGCCAGACGCCAUAGCUCUCUGCAGAUAGGAGCACUUCUGUCAUUCUUUCCUCAAACUGGUGAGAUCGCCCAGUGGGACGCGAAUUGCCUGGCUCUUAGACCUCCCAUCCCUGGCAAGCUCGGCGUGCAGCGCUUAGUCCACAGGCUAGUCUGACCUGAGUAGGGGCUGCCUGAGACCCUUGGAAACCCUCCUGCGACUGGGCUGAAAAGCGCCUCUACUUCCUGGUACGCCAAGCUAAGUGAAACUUCUUGCAGGGAAAACAGGGUUAGAGAGCAGGAUGGAGGCCUGGGGCUGUGCUGAGAGGACUUUAAAGACCGUGCACCUGCUCACAAGUCCAGGCGGAGGUGGCAGAGGUGGCGCACUUGGCGCGAGGUCUAUUGUCAGGGAAGCCAGGUCUCAGACCAGAUACUAAGGGGAACAAGCCCAGGCGGAAAGAUAAACCUCCAGUGAGGUUUAUCUGCAUGGCAAAUUCCGAUGACUCCCACAGUCUAGUGGAGGGGUGCACCUUGGCUCGCUCUACCAUCUCAUUCUUAGACCUGGCCCCAUGUGGGGUGGAAAACAAAUUAGGGGGCUUCAAAUCCCAUACACCCAGCAUCACCACUCCCUACUGGAGUCAUUUGGCAUAUCACUCAGCCCUUCUCAACCUCAGUUGCCUAAUCUGCAAAAGGGGCAUAGUGCCCACCUCUCUGAAGAGUGCGCUCAGGAUGAGAAAUACCACGGAUCUAAUUGUAGGAAGGAGACAUAAAGCCUUCGCCUCAAACUUGAUGCACUACCCGCUAAAGAAAGCCCCUCUCUCUCUCUACCUACUCAAUUUCUGCUUACCUCCCCCACCCCCAAACCCUCCAAGCCUGCGGAGCUGUGCGCUGUUUCUGGUCGGUCCUCCCGAGAGAGGCUGGUGCAAAAGCCAAUAAGCCUGGAACACACGCAGGUCCUGCUGGGCCUGGGACAAUGGUUUCCAUUUAAUAAAUAUUUCCCCCAAGGGCAUUUCACAUUGGGCAGGCAAUUAUUCAAAGGAAACAGGCACGCAGGUUGGCUCCGCGGGUUAUUUCGUCCUCUUUACCCGAAGAAUGCUCAUCUGACGCAAGAAACGAGUCUUGAAUUCUCGCUGGGUGGAAGAGGUGCCCAGGGACAAAUCGACCCUGGGUGCGGAUACAACCUGAGACUCUAUUCUAGGGCCUCUGCAGAAGGGGCAAGGGCAAAGCCCCCACGCCCCGCCGGGAGCAGGCCCAGCCUCCAGGCUGUCCUUCCGGUUUGGACAAAUGUGGGGGGAAAAUUGUAGGUCUGAAAACACUAAAUAAUGAUAUCGUACAUAGGAAUCAUGAUGGAAACCCUAUUCCCGGCCUCUCCACAAAAGUGAAGAGAGGGUCGCCGGGCUGUUCCAAGCAUUUUAAAACUGCACUGCGAGACGGGAGGCCUCCCAGCAAAGGGUUAGAACGCACCGCUGUGCCAGCCCAGGAGCCAGCGCUUCGCCCAGGCGCUGCGUGCUGGGGCAGGGGUGCAGGCGGAGGCGGAGGGACACCCGUGAGAACGCAGCCAAAGGACCCCAAGGGUAUGGUUAGAAAAGUUUAUUUCGCUUUUUAACCUGAGUUUGAUAUAUUCUUUUUCUUUUCCGAGGAUCUUUGACAACGGGGAAAGUGCUGUCCUUGCAUUUCCUGGCGAGGCUGUCCUAUUUAUCAACACGCGCUCUCAGCUCACUCCCUUUGCAGCCCCCUCCCUAAGUCUUUGUAUUUGAAGCCCUAAUUCUGCUUUGCACGACCGACCUGGAAAGGAAACCAGCGCGAAGAGUUUUAUUUGUUGACAGUGCCAGAAACAAUGUGGAAUCCGAGUCCCCAGUCCUGAGCCGGCCGCUCUGUUCUCUCCCUCUCUCUGUCUUUCCCUCACACCUCUCCCCGCCCCCACUAGUCGCGCUCCCUCUUUCCUCCCGGGCGCGUUGGCAGGUGCGCCCCCUUGCCUUCUCUGCAGCUGAUUGGCGCCCAGGUUGGGGAGUCACCGCCCCGCGCUUAUGUCAGAGUGCGUGCUGUCCGGGCCCACCUCGCCUUUGAACUUCGCCGCUUUUGGCUCCCGUUCACCAGCCUCCCCGCAUUCUCAGCCAGGUGCUGUGCUAGGCGAGGUAGCUCCGGGAAAGCCACGGGAGGGGGGGAGGGAACCACAGCGGUAGACACAGGACAGAAGAGAACCAGAGAAGGCGAAGGUGGAGAGGGGGAGAAGGAGGAGCUUCCUGCCCUCGCCAGCAAAUUACCUGGCCACUUAAUCCCAGAGACUCCGGUACUUGGGCCCCAGCCUCCAGUGCCGGCAGCCCCCCGGCCGGCUGCCCUCUCCUCCCCCGCCCUUCCUGAACUCACUCGCCCCCCGGGGCCUGCCUGGGUGCCGGGACUGGCAUGAUCAGCUGAACUUUGCGGGGUUAGCGCUUCUUUCUGGCUUCCCUCCCCUCAGCGGUGCGGAGGCGAGGGGAGCGCAGAUAACCGGCUCAGGACGGACAAACCGGCAGACAGACAACCGCGCCCAGUCUCGCCUGCAGAGCCCCUACACUCCCCACCCCCACCCGCCUAGCCUCCGGGACCAUGUCCAAACCUUCAGACCACAUCAAGCGACCCAUGAACGCCUUCAUGGUAUGGUCCCGAGGCCAGCGGCGCAAGAUGGCCCAGGAAAACCCCAAGAUGCACAACUCAGAGAUCAGCAAACGCCUAGGCGCUGAAUGGAAGCUUCUGUCCGAGGCAGAGAAGCGGCCGUACAUCGACGAGGCCAAGAGGCUACGCGCCCAGCACAUGAAGGAACACCCUGACUACAAGUACCGGCCGCGGCGCAAGCCCAAGAACCUGCUUAAGAAGGACAGGUAUGUCUUCCCCUUGCCCUACCUGGGCGACACGGACCCGCUCAAGGCGGCGGGCCUGCCCGUGGGGGCCUCCGACGGCCUCCUGAGCGCGCCCGAGAAAGCCCGGGCCUUCUUGCCGCCAGCCUCGGCGCCCUACUCCCUGCUGGACCCCGCGCAGUUUAGCUCAAGCGCCAUCCAGAAGAUGGGUGAAGUGCCCCACACCUUGGCCACCGGCGCGCUGCCCUACGCGUCCACCCUGGGCUACCAGAACGGCGCCUUCGGCAGCCUCAGCUGCCCCAGCCAACACACGCACACGCACCCGUCCCCCACCAACCCGGGCUACGUGGUGCCCUGUAACUGUACCGCCUGGUCUGCCUCCACCCUGCAGCCCCCCGUCGCCUACAUCCUCUUCCCGGGCAUGACCAAGACUGGCAUAGACCCUUAUUCGUCAGCCCAUGCCACGGCCAUGUAACCCCCAGCCUAGCCCGCCAGACCUGGAGGGUGGCCUGGAAGCGGGAUCUGCACCCUGUCCUCUGCGCCUAGCCCGGGCCUCAGACGCCUCCGGGUCAGCCGUGCUGCUGCCCGCUACCCUACCCCCAGACUCUGCCUCUCUUCCAGGGGGAUGGUAGGGGCGUCCUCCCGGACCCAAGGCGCAGACAGGUGCCAGAAACUUGCGAACAUAUGACAGCUACACAGCUGCCCUUACCCCAACCGUCCCAAAACAAAUCUCCGACUGUACCCCCUUUGGACAAAAAAAAAAAAAGUAGGCAGUUUUGCUUUAUUUAUGUUUCCUUCUCUCUCCUCUGAUGGGCUUUGGACUCCAGAACUCCCAGAUCCUGGUACUAUAUCUAGAAUAUGCAUAUAUAUUUUUUCUUUUGCACCCUGAAGAGUUAGCUGUGUCUCUGUGAUUUGCCAUCAGACACAACUAGGUGCCAUUUGCUCUUUAUGUGUGGGGGGAAAGGCUUAAAAGUUUAAAACUACAGAAAGGGAAAUAUUUCUAUUUAAAAUCAUGCUAUGAUAGUGUUUGCUUCUUUAAAGGUAAAACAAAGGGACCCACAUGAUUAUUUUCUUUGUAUAAAGCAGUGCUCCUAGAGACCUAAGUUUACUUUUAGACAGAAUGUCGGGUUCUGAAGUCAGGAAGUAGAAAGUGAACAAAAAUUAAAAGAAUAAAAACAUCCUAAAUGGUCAUAAAUGUUUUGACGAUGUCUUGGAAAUGUACCUAGAAGGAUUUCACCUCCUUACUCUGUUCAUUUGUUGAACAAAGACGUUUUGAAUAAAGACAAUCUGUCAUUGCAAAAAGUAA
This is a messenger RNA of Felis catus (domestic cat), 5217 nucleotides long. RefSeq names its product SRY-box transcription factor 14 (gene SOX14). Gene Ontology annotation, biological process: anatomical structure morphogenesis; cell differentiation; positive regulation of transcription by RNA polymerase II. NCBI's taxonomy places the organism in Eukaryota, Metazoa, Chordata, Mammalia, Carnivora, Felidae. The transcript has a single exon. Gene Ontology annotation, molecular function: DNA-binding transcription factor activity, RNA polymerase II-specific; RNA polymerase II cis-regulatory region sequence-specific DNA binding. Bases 3664 to 4386 code for a protein of 240 amino acids. The record is from RefSeq and is a predicted model, not a curated record.